Trypanosoma conorhini is the source of this 603-nucleotide messenger RNA. Its product is annotated as rev7. The record is from RefSeq and is a predicted model, not a curated record. Gene Ontology annotation, cellular component: cytoplasm; nucleoplasm; kinetochore. Lineage: Eukaryota; Euglenozoa; Kinetoplastea; Trypanosomatida; Trypanosomatidae. Gene Ontology annotation, biological process: mitotic spindle assembly checkpoint signaling. The transcript has a single exon. Bases 1 to 603 code for a protein of 200 amino acids.
AUGACGGGGACCGUUCAGACAAUUACGUUCAAAGGGAGCGUGGCGACGGUCACGGAGUUCCUUGGCUUUGCCAUCUACGGCAUCCUGUACCAGCGGGGGGUGUACCCGCAGGAAGACUUCCAGCAGGUCAGGCGCUACGACGUCCCGCUGAUGGUCUCGACGGACGGCGACCUGAACGCCUACCUCACGGAGCUGCUGCAGCAGGUGGCGGCGUGGGUGGCGGCCGACAAGGUGCGCAAGCUGGUGCUGAUCGUGGUGGACGGCGCCCACAACGCGGUGAUGGAGCGGUGGGCCUUCGACGUCCUGGCGGAGCCCGCCGGCGGCACGACUGCGCCGGCAAAGACGGAGGCGGAGCUCCAGCACGAGAUCCGGGCUGUGAUGCGGCAAAUCACCGCCUCUGUCUCGUACCUGCCGGCGCUGCCGGAGGGCUGCGUCUUCGACCUCCUGCUGUACACCGAGACGGACGUGGAGCUGCCGUCCAACGCGUGGGAGAUUAGCGGGCCGCGGCUGGUGCCGGGCGGCAGCGAGGUCAGGCUGCGCACCUUCGCCACGAACUUCCACCGCGUGAACGCGUCCGUCACUUACCGAGAAGAGGCGGGAUAA